This is a messenger RNA of Dibothriocephalus latus, 435 nucleotides long. NCBI's taxonomy places the organism in Eukaryota, Metazoa, Platyhelminthes, Cestoda, Diphyllobothriidea, Diphyllobothriidae. The record is from the annotation of a GenBank genome assembly.
GAGGAGACAGCCGUUCAAGUGAGUCGAUCCGCUGGACACUUUCCUCCCGGACUGACGCUGGUACGUCUGACAGACGGCGGCAGUGUUGAGGACGUUGCCCGUCGAAUCUACGAACAGCAUGAGGGCAUGAAACUGCGGCUGGGCAUGAAGGUCCGGAGAAGGAGAAGACGGUCUCGUUGGCAUCGAUCUGCAGCUCCAUCUCCGGUGAAAAUGCUUCAAGUGGAGGGCACUGAUGCAGAGGAAGAAACACCGUACAAAAUCACCAAGUGGCGAGGUUUCUUUCAGAGGGUGAAGGACAGUUUUAGUCAGAGUAGGUUGAAUAUGCGUCGACGACGAAAAAGAAAACACCCUGGUGGAGCUGGCGAAUCCGUUGGACUUGUUAUCGACAGUCAGACGCUCGGCUACGCCAUAUCGGUGAGCACUCUACAUUCUUAA